CUCAUUAAGAAAAGCAGCAAUUUUCAUUAGCUUUUUAUUUUUUAUCCCUUAUAUAUACAUCUCUCUCUCUCUCGCUGCUGUGCAAUUAUUUUCGGAAAUAUUUAUUUACUACUCCGUGUGAACUCCAGGACCGGGUUGUUGUUUUGAUUUUUUGGUGUCUGUAGUUGAAGAAAGGAGAAGAAAAAAACGAAGCAGAAGGCGAUCGCGCUCUUUGUUCGUUCAUUCAUUCGGGGUUUCUUUGUUGCGCGUGAAUAUAUUUUUUUCCCCACUCGGUGAAAGCAUGGGAGCUCAAGCGGCUAAAAACGGCGCAAAAGAAGAAACCGCCGUGGAAAAGGCGAACGGACAGGAAAACGGGCACGCCAAGACAAACGGUAAUGCCUCACCCACGGCUGACGGAGCCGCCGAGGAGGUCCAGGUCAACGGCAAACAACUGGCUGAAGGUGAGGUAAAACCUGAAGAUGGAGCAGCCGAAAAGCCGCCAGAGGAAGGGGCCACGGAGAGCUCUCCGGUAGCAAACGGCGAGGACUCGAGCAAACCGGAAGAGAACGGCUCUGCGUCCGGCAGCAGCGAGCCUGCUAAGCAGAAGAAGCGGUUUUCCUUUAAGAAACCGUUCAAACUCAGCGGCUUCUCAUUUAAGAAGAGCGCCAAGAAGGAAGCUGAGCCCGAGGAGGCAGCUGCUCCGGCUGAGGAAGGCAAAGACAAAGCUGAAUCCGAAGAGGCCAAGCCAGAGGCGUCCGAAGGAGAGAACGAAGAAGCAGCCGAGGGGGCCAAAGCCGAUCAGCCGAGCGGGGACGAGGAGAAAAAAACGAGCGAAGAGGAAAAGCCCGAGACGCCUGCAGAAGAGAAACCGGCGAAGCAGCAGCAGCAGCAGCUGAAGACCCAGCGCCAACCGCAGCGCCGGCUGAGACCUCAGACGCUCAACCUGCUGUUGCUGCUGCCGAAGAGUAACAAGAUAAACCAGUUGAUGAUGGCUUUUUAAUGAAGUAAUAAGGAGCUGAACCACUGAGGCUUUUUUGUACAAAAAAAAGCACCACCAAUGACCUUUCGAAGUUGUCUAAACAUCCCCUCCCCCCACACGCCUACAUUAUUCCAUCCACUUCUCCUCCAUCCGAUGUCUCUGUGGUGCUCCAAGGAAGGAUCUCUGAUUGUAGCAUGAAAGGCACCGUGCUUCAAUUCCUACAACUGUGUUUGUUACAGUAUUGCGUGUGUGAUGUGUGCUUAUGUGUGUGAUGCAGUAUUUUUUUUUUUUUUUCUUUUUUUUUUCCGGCUUUCAUACCUGUAAACCUUUUUAGGAAUUUGCAAUGUUAGUUGAAGUAUUUGGUGCCAUAUUAUUUAGGUUUUUUUUUUCCUUUCCAGUGUGUUCUAGGAAAGCGGUGCUACCAAAAAGCAGACGAGGCGAGUAGACGAGUCACAAAUCGAAUCGCGGUCCUUUUACGCGUUCCGAAUGGUUGCUCGGAUAUUACACCAGCAGCACCGCUCCCAUCCGGCCACACUGCGUGCUUGUAUAGGCUUCGUCAUGUCUUUAAUCUUUUUAAAAAACUUUUUUCCAGUCCUGUAGGUAAAGUCUGACCCUCUGCUAACCCUGCUGUAGAUCCAACAUGUUGACCUGUGAUGACUAAUAGUUAGUAUUUUUCUUUUUCUUUUUUUUUUUUCUUUUUUAGAUUGUUUCUUGUUUUUCUUACAAAGCUGUGCAAGUAUAUAUAGAAGUUGCCAGUGCAAUCAAAUAGAUUACAGUUUGCUGUAAAUACUCAAGGUCUGACACUACCUGGUUUUUAAAAAGGAAUGUAACUUUGCAUACAGAAGUAUGAGUUCAACUUCAACGGGCACAAAAACAAAUAAAGGAUUCAAAUGAA
This is a messenger RNA of Silurus meridionalis, 1853 nucleotides long. RefSeq names its product myristoylated alanine-rich protein kinase C substrate b (gene marcksb). The transcript has 2 exons. Gene Ontology annotation, molecular function: actin filament binding; calmodulin binding. Gene Ontology annotation, biological process: actin filament organization; central nervous system development. The record is from RefSeq and is a predicted model, not a curated record. Lineage: Eukaryota; Metazoa; Chordata; Actinopteri; Siluriformes; Siluridae. Gene Ontology annotation, cellular component: actin filament bundle; plasma membrane; cytoplasm. Bases 281 to 979 code for a protein of 232 amino acids.